Molecule: messenger RNA, 1467 nt
Organism: Apis laboriosa (Himalayan honeybee)
Lineage: Eukaryota; Metazoa; Arthropoda; Insecta; Hymenoptera; Apidae
Exons: 8
Coding region: 374-1285 (303 amino acids)
Source: RefSeq, a predicted model, not a curated record
CUGCGUGGGCAACAACCGAUCGUGAUCGAUCGCACGGUGCGUCCUCUCUGGACUACCGCUUUGCAUGUCGUGUGCGUGCGAGUCCAAGAGUAUUCCUUAUACCACGAAUCUUCUAGUCAUCCGCGCGCGAACAUACAUAGAUUAAUGAAAUAAUAAUCAUUGUGACAAAUUAACAGGAUUUCGUCCACGCGUUGAUGCAUUUUGUCUUUUUCGUUAUAGACAUCUACGUUUAGAGAAUAUCAGUAAACGCUAUACGUAUUAUUUAAACGGUAAACAAUCCGUGCAUUCUCGAUACACAAACUUGUUUUCAAAUCUACAUUUACGCCACGAUAAAUCGUAUUCGACCGAUUUACGUUCAUCGCUAUUCGUACCGAUGCGAAUACAAAUCACGAGAAGUCGGUGGGCCGUAUUCGGUGGCUUCACCUUAGUUUGCCUCGCCAAUUUGCGAUUAGCGAUCGGUGACGAAAAUGAAGGCAACGAGAGUAGAACGCACAGGGAAGAGGUUCGACAACACGUAUGCUGUGCAAGACAUGAGAGAAUGAUCGAUGUUGGAUACGGAAUAUCGGGUGAAAUUAUCCAAAUUGAUGCAGGCCAUUGUCGUAAAUUGUGUCCGCGACACGUGUUGGACGAUCCAGGAGACGCGAGUCGGCCCACCGUCCAGAGAUGCUUCCCGGAAUCACAUUGCCGUCCAAAGGCAUCGAAGCUAGAGAGGGUGUCAACGAUUCAAGGGGUUCGCGUGAUCGAAGUGACGGAAGCCUGCGAGUGCACGUCGGAUUCCUCUUGUAGGCGGGAAUCUUUCACGCAUCUCGUGCAUUCUGGCACUCCUCAUCAAGCCGUGAUGGAUGUCGGUGUGUGCAUGGGCCACUGUGCAAAAGAUCUUGGAUGCAAACCGGUGAGGAACAGUACGGUUAGCAUAAAAGGACCGAAUGGAGACGAAGUGUAUCAGGUGAUCGAGAAAUGUGGUUGCGCUGGGACGUGCCACAAAAUGGACCACAUGGAGACCGUUCUAGAUUUCAGCGAAGUCGAAAUAAAGGACGGUACGAAUACAACAGAUGUGAGGCCGGUCGUUCGGCAAAUUAACGUGGGCCAAUGCGUUGGGACGUGUCCAGGAAACGAGACGGAAAUGUGUCUUUUGAGAGACAAAAGAGAGCCAUCGAGAUGCUUGGCGGGCCUGUACUCGAAGCAGCACACUUGCACACCCGCCAGAUUCAAAGUUCACGAGUACAGGACUCGUCGUGGAUCGAAGAGGGAAAUUAUUCAAAUUACCCAGUGUGCCUGCGUCUAAACAAUAACGUAAAGAAGAUGAAGAAUUUUGGUCUUGUUCGAUCCAACGGACCAAUCGAACAGAUUUAUAGAUACAUUCAAGCUAUUUUAUUGCGCCGCGUAAACAACAAAGUAUCAUUUCGAUGUUCCUACAUGCACCGUGUAUUGGUAUGACAAAUAAACGUACAAUGACUUUUUAAAAAA